GAGCCGAAUGAGCUUGAGGUGCAGCGAUUCAGAAAGCGUCCGCUGAGCAGAGCGACGUUGCCGGACGAGUGGAUGAGUGAGAGUUUACGCAUGAGGACAAAGUCAGUGGAAUGAUACCAUGCUUGCGCUUUUCAUACUGACAGUACACAGAUCUCGCCUCAGUCAGCCCUCAGAGGAUCAGCCACCACCACUGCCCAAGCCAAUUCGAUUUAAGCAACAGCCUGUGUAUAUAAGCAAGACCUCUGCCUACCCUAUGCCGGUAGAUAUUACUGAUAAAACUGAGAGAGCUAAAAGUAUCAAAAGCGUCCGCAACACGCGGUAUGACAGCCCGCAGCCAAGGGGGCGACGGCCAGCCAGUAGUGCCAGCACCGUGGGAAUGUUGACACCCAAGCGGAGUUUUCCGUAUUAUACGAUUUCUGGAUCUUCUUUGCCACGGCCUGCAGCCUCUUUUGGCUUCAGAUCUGUUUCGCGCGCAACAUAUGCCAGUCGCACCGCACUGGAAAGUGAGCCUGCGCAAAACCUCGUUAGCGAUGCGGGUGUUGUGGCUUCGUACAUCACUUUUCCUGCAGAUGCUCUGGUCGACAACAAAAUGCCAGCGCAUAUUAACGUUGAAGGCGUCGAUGAUGGUACGAACGAGGAUGCGGAAGCAACGUCGCACGCGACACCUCCUAGCACAGACGGGCACGACGACACAGCAAACGUCGCUAUGCCUGAAGGGCAUCCGAAAAUCAUAAGUCCGGAUGAUAUUGAGAAGGCCGGCGACAUAUUAAACGCCACUGAGUCUAGCCAGCAUCACCCGACAACCGUCAGUCCAGAUGAUAUUGAGAACACCGACGACGACGCUCCGAUCCACCCUGCUGAAGAAUCUACAGAGCCAGCACAAACGCGAGAGCCAAUAUGUCCCGAUCUCGACCGCUGGAUCCGAACUCUCACAUCUUCGCCCGGACCCCAACCGAUGCCCACCCUUCCACCCUCUCCCCCAAACGCCUACAAGUCCAUACCAGAUGGUCUUAACACGAUCGUACCUGGCGUACCUGUCUCUAAGCCUGAUGUAAUCGGGAGUAUUGCCACGAUCAACGACAUCCCUGUAGGCAGCAAGACGAGAAGGAUAGCUGAGCGGGAGCUAGAAGAGGCGCGCGCGCGAACGGAGGCGGCGACGGCAGAGAGGCAGCAGGUUGCGUUGACGAAGGGUAAGGGGAGGAUGAGGAGGUUGUUUGGGAGGGUAUGGGGGAAGGUCAGGAGGCGCAAGGAUGAGAGGCAAAGGGCCGCUCAAGGGACAGAAGGAGCUUAGGCUGUGAUAGUGGAAGUGCGGACACUACAGUGUGUGCUAGAGAAGGAAAAAAAGAGAUCGCGAUGGGCUCAUGUUCAGCAUGUCUGCGGCAUUUGGA
Molecule: messenger RNA, 1388 nt
Organism: Paraphaeosphaeria sporulosa
Lineage: Eukaryota; Fungi; Ascomycota; Dothideomycetes; Pleosporales; Didymosphaeriaceae
Exons: 1
Coding region: 119-1291 (390 amino acids)
Source: RefSeq, a predicted model, not a curated record